This is a messenger RNA of Effrenium voratum, 1548 nucleotides long. Lineage: Eukaryota; Dinophyceae; Suessiales; Symbiodiniaceae. The record is from the annotation of a GenBank genome assembly.
AUGAGCUGGUUCAGACAAAUGCGCAAGUUUACAACUAUGAAUGCAGACGCGGUGCUCUGGAGUGACGCCGUGACGCGGUGCAACAGCAACGCUUUGCGAAAAAGCGCCUCCGGGUGCGGGUGGUUCAAGACCUUCGCCAUGCCCGUCCACUACACGGACUGUAGCAUCUGCGGCGAGGUGCGCACCUUUCAACCCGAGGCCGCAGCAGGAUACCCAGCCGCCACGCCAGAGGGCAGCCGAGGGGCUGCCCGCCUGAUGGCGGAAGAAGCGGCGCGGAGGGCUUCUCGAACCUCCGCCUCCAGUAGCGCGGCAGGAGCGAAGAGACCAGACCAGAGAGACCCGCACAUCGACAAGGCCUACGACCAGAUCGACAACAUGCUUGAGGGCCUGCUGACAAAAAGCCAGCAGAUCAAGCACACGCUGGGCCAUCACAACGAGAUUAUCCCAGAGAUUGCGGAGAGCGUUGAAAGAGACCAGGCCCGGAUGGAGAAGCAGAAGGCGGAGAUGAAGAGAAGGUCAAGCAGAGUUGCAGAUGGUGGCAAGUUAGCCAGCUUCGAGCCUUCCAGCUCGAGAGCAUUCGGCGUCCAAGAGAAGGACUACGAGGGGACACGAGAGCUCUUUGACUACGCUGAUGGUUUCCUGCAGGUGAAGGCCACUGGUCAGAGGUUCCAGGCUGGCCCUUUUGAGGCCGUCUCCUGUGCAGAGCUGCAUCGGCGCUUGCACGAGAUCUUGCCUGAGACUCUUCAGAUGCGGCGCAGUCCCUUCACCCUGGGCGACAUGCUGCCCCAGGAGGCCGUUUCUGGAGGCCUCACCUUCAAAAACAUUGUGGAUAGCACCUUGGACUUGAUGGCCGACCCGCAGAAUGCUGGGGCGGUUUUCCAGGUGGCCUCACUUUACAACUGCCUUCAGCUGCAGGAGCCGGGCAGUCAGCCAGAGGAUGGCAUCACAGGAUAUGCCGACAUGGCCACCCAGGGCGCGGUUUCUUCGAUGGCAUGUCCAGCAGCCGCAGUUUUCAGGAAUUACUUCUUGAAUGGUGGACAAGGUCAUGGGCAGCAGGUGGAGCUCAUGUCUCAGGUGGGCGACCUGCUGGCGAACAAGCGGGAAGGAUAUUGGAUGGUCAAGAAUGGCUUCCUGCUGCCGAGGCCCGGCGCCAAGCUCAUCGACCUCAGUGAGAGGCUAGAGGGCGACAAGAUCCUGGCGGACGAUGUCUCCUGCAGAACCAAGGUUGGAGUGCACUGGGACACGCAGGUAGUGCUGGAAGACUUUACGCAGAACAUUUGCCAGGUGUGCUGCUCCGCUCCGGCCGUGGCCUUCUCAAAGAUUGUGAAGGCGCAGCACUGGGCCCCCUUUGCAGUGAGCCUGCUAACAGGCGCGUACGAUGCGACCCUGGCAGCUGCAACGCUGCUGGCUGCCCAGCAACCGCCCAACCUGGAUUAUGCAGUCGAUCGACAGGGUCCUAGAUGCCUACCGAUGCGCACCGCUCGAUGUGUUCCUCGUGCACCUGGCACGGACGGAUCGCUUUGCGAGGCUGCAGGGCGGCCGGCCUGA